UGACCCGAGAGCCGGUCUUCGACUGUCGAACGCCAACUUUGAAUCCCGACGGAUCUCCUCCGUGUUUUUUACGCGACCGUGUGUGCGCGUGUAGGUCAGUGAUGUGCCGCGUCCGAAUGGCUCGUUAUCAUCGGAGGGAACCGUUACCGUUCGAAUGCUAAUCGCCGCCGAGUUCGUGACAUCAGUUCGACCAUUUUCGUAUACCUUGUUCGUUGAGAUUUUUUCGUCGUCCUUGUUAUUGUGUAGCGAUACAUUUUUGUGGUCGAUAAGUCCGUGAUCAUUUUCGUGGACUGAGUGCAAUAAUAAUUGAGGAAACGACAGACUAGAUCCGGCGGACGUCAUAAUCAUGAGGAUUCUGCCGUACGUGUUCCUCCUGCUCAUGGGAAUUACAUGGAGAUGUGUACAAUCAACGUGUGUUUUCGAAACUGAUUUUGGACUGUCAAUCAAUUGUGGUCUAAAAAAGUCUGGAUUAUUUCGUGUGAGAAAUCUUGGAGGCGUCAAGGGAUAUGUUGGAGUCGGCAUUCAACUGGCCGAUGAACUAGGAUUUAAGGAAUCGCUUUCGACUCUAGAACAAAAUAGUAAACGUCGUUCAGUCAACGGGUUUCCGGUGCCGGGAUCGUUCGAACCUCUGCAGUCCGUACCGCAAAAGAACAAUCACGCACUGACGACAGCUGCAGCCAACAAUGACAAUCAAGACAGAUCGGCUUACGCCAAGAUGAACGGCAGGACUGCUGUUGGCGUCGUCACCGUGCCACCCUUCCGGCCGCUGAUGGCCGCAGCCAACAACAUGGUACGCAAUGUAAGAUUGGCCGCUCAACAACAGCAACAACAGCAACAACACCAUCAACAACAGCGACAACUACAACAACAACAACAACAACAACAACAACAACAACAACAACAACAACAACAACAACAACAGCAGCAGCAACAGCAACAGCACGUGUUGAAGCCACUGCCCGUACCAGCGUUUGCCGCCCUGCCAGAGUCCAUAGCCAAAGUCGCAGUGGAGCCAGCGCAACCUUCGCCGUUCGCCAGUGGUCAUAGGCAAUCACCGAUGAUGGCUCCCGUGGUGACGCCCAUGGUUGGCCGACUGUCCGCGCCGCAGAUGAUGCAACCUGUUCAACCUGUCGCUUUGGUGCAAGUUCAACGUCAGGCGAUGCCGUCACCAGUGUUUAUGUCUUCGCCGCAGCAGCAGCAACUGUUAUCACCGAUGUUUAUGACACAGCAGCCGCAACAACCGCAAACGAUAAUCGUUCCGCAGCAGCCACAGCAGCCGCAACAACAGCAGACGAUGGUCAUGUCUCAGCAGCCUCAGCAACAGCCAACGGUGGUCAAGUCACAGCAACCGCAGCAACAGCCGACGGUGGUCAUGGCACAGCAGCCGCAGCAGCAACAGCAACAGCAACAGCAACAGCAACAGCAACAGCAACAGCAACAGCAGCAGCAACAGCAACUUUCCCCAGUGUACUACCACAACGCCAUGCAGCAAGCGGCCAACAGGCGUUUCAACGCUUUCGGCCAAAGUCCGCAAAACUCGGUAGACGUGCGACCGAUAGUCGUGAUGCCCACGGCGCCAGUGUCUGACGACCGGAAAAAGCAAAUCGACAGUAAUUCGCCUCUGUCAAACGAAGUAGAUUCGGCGUCGAUGAUGUCGCUGUUCAAUGUGGCCGCCGCCAACAACGUGAGUGUUGAACAGCUGGCCAUGGCUCUCCGACAACGGCAGCAGCAACAGCCGUUUUACCAGAAACCCGCCGACGAUGUAACCACACCUACACCGACCACGACUAUUACCGCGUUACCUACCACCACUACCACGCCACAACCGCCUCCGGCACUUACCUCAGCAUACUUUUCGGACGAGCAACAGACGGUCGCUAAGAAAAUACCUAUCAAACCGUAUAAGUCGAAAUACGUGGGCAGUCAGGUGGGCAAGGUGAUGAACGCCCCCAAGGAAUAUUAUCCCGUUGGAUACGACAAGAACUUCGAUGACAACUUUGUGUCUAAAGUGGACCUGCCCGACACAACAUUCAGUUGCGGUGACCAGAAACAUUUCCCCGGAUUGUAUGGUGACGAGGAUUUGGGUUGCAUGGUGUUCCACGUAUGCGCGUUCACCGAUGACGGUCUGACGCAAAAGAGCUUCUUGUGCCCCGAAUCGACGCUGUUCGACCAGACCAUACUCAAGUGCAACUGGUGGUUCUACGUUGACUGCAAGUCGUCUAAGAAAUUAUAUGACAGUAACAUUCCCAUAUCGAAGAGCUAUCAGCUGAUGAAAGCUCUGACGUUCUUCUCAUCGUACUCGGCGGGACCAUCCAUGGACGCUUCUGUGGCCGCGGCCACAGCCGCCGUGUCACGACAUUCGUCAGACGAGCCGAACAAGUCCGAUCUCGCUACCAUUUCGUCGCAAUUCGAUGGUGUCGCGAGUUCGUCAGUUUCAAACACCACCACAUCUACCGAAGUCCUCGACAACGUGUCAUUCCGAAGGUGAAUGGGUACUUUAUACCAUUUUCUUCCUCACUCCCACAAACAUAAACAGAAGGCCAGAUUUUUUUUUCGAGCGCACGCGUUUAUGUACACGACGUCUCACAAAUAUUUAAUUACUUUUUUGUUUUAUUUAUUAUUUAAUUUAUGUAUAACGCGUUUAUACCGUUGUAACGAAUAGGUUUUAGUGAUUUUAGAUUUUUACUAUUUUUGUGAUAUAAUAAUAUUUUUCAAAAUGAACGUUGUAUAUUAUAGCCUAUAAGCAAUACAUGGUAAUAUUAU
This is a messenger RNA of Myzus persicae (green peach aphid), 2763 nucleotides long. RefSeq names its product myb-like protein Q. Gene Ontology annotation, cellular component: extracellular region. The transcript is spliced from 6 exons. Lineage: Eukaryota; Metazoa; Arthropoda; Insecta; Hemiptera; Aphididae. The record is from RefSeq and is a predicted model, not a curated record. Gene Ontology annotation, molecular function: chitin binding. The coding region runs from base 347 to 2488 and encodes 713 amino acids.